Oryzias latipes (Japanese medaka) is the source of this 2633-nucleotide messenger RNA. RefSeq names its product tRNA-histidine guanylyltransferase 1-like (gene thg1l). NCBI's taxonomy places the organism in Eukaryota, Metazoa, Chordata, Actinopteri, Beloniformes, Adrianichthyidae. Gene Ontology annotation, molecular function: magnesium ion binding; tRNA guanylyltransferase activity. The record is from RefSeq and is a predicted model, not a curated record. Gene Ontology annotation, biological process: tRNA modification.
ACGGACUGCACUCAAAACAACGUGAAGGAGGACCACAGAAAUACGUCAAAGGCAGACAAGUAUUUAAACAUUAACCAUUUAAAUGGAUUUGACGUCGAUACAAGACGUUUAUUUACUAUAAAAUAUUUAUCUCUACUCUUGUAAUUUUUUUCUCUCGGGAAUGCUUGAUGUUGAUUGGAAAACUUUGGAGUUUUAGUGGACCACGGUCCUAUUUUGUUCCUUUUUUUCGUCACUUUUAUAAUUCUCCUAAUAUGGCUAAGAGCAAAUUUGAGUAUGUCCGCAGCUUUGAAACGGACGACACAUGCCUACGGAACUGUUAUAUUGUUGUUAGGCUGGAUGGUCGCAAUUUCCACAAGUUUUCAGAGCAACAUGGUUUUACAAAACCCAAUGAUAACAGAGCUUUAGGGCUCAUGACCAGGAGUGCACAGUCUGUCAUGGAAGAAUUGGAGGAUAUCAUCAUUGCUUAUGGUCAAAGUGACGAGUUUAGCUUUGUUUUCAAGAGGACCUCCAAUUGGUUUAAACGAAGAGCCAGCAAACUCAUGACCCACGUGGCCUCCCAGUUCUCCUCCUCCUAUGUCUUCUACUGGAAGGAGUAUUUUGAAGAACAGCCCCUCCUUUACCCCCCAAGCUUCGACGGACGUGUGGUUCUUUACCCCACUAACCGUAACCUUAGAGACUACCUCAGCUGGAGGCAAGCGGACUGUCAUAUAAAUAACUUGUACAACACAGUGUUUUGGACAUUAGUACAGAAGGGAGGACUCACCACAGCACAGGCAGAGGAUCGCUUAAAGGGAACAUUAGCUGCAGAUAAAAAUGAGAUUCUGUUUUCGGAGUUUGACAUCAACUACAACAAUGAAUCUGCCCUCCACCGGAAAGGCACCAUCCUCCUCUGGAAAAAGCAUGAAGAAACGGUCAUCAGGCGCAUGAAACAACCAAACGCAGAAGAGAAGGAGGUGCCGGUAACGCGCAGCAAGAGGAGGGUGGAGAACCUUUACUGUGACAUUAUAGGGGAGCAGUUCUGGGAGGAACACCCAGACAUCCUGGAGGAGGAUAACUGCUAGCAUCUCCUCCCCUCUCAGGGCAGAACCGCUGACGUUUUCUGAACAGUGAGGCUGAAGCCAGCAGGACCUCUUGACAUGGACUUUAUGCAACAACGUGAUAUCUAAGCUUUUAGCAGACUGACAUUUUUGAAGAUUACCUUUGUACUUUAACUCUAUCAUAGCUUUCUUUUUCUUUUAAUAAAAUAUUGUUAUGACGUUCUUUCAAAAUAAGAGCCUUUUAUUUUAUUUUUAUUCAUCACAUCUGUCAUAAUUGUCAUGAAACAGACAACUUCAUGCAUACAUUAGAGAACAGACAUCUCUUGCAUCUUCAUCUAGAACUGCAGAGGGCGCCUUUUCUAAAAAUACUUGAUGAAUUUUAUUUAGAAAAUCAACACUUGAUCCCUCAGGAGGUUUUUAAUGUUUCCUUGAAGAAGGAACUUCCCACAAUGCUCUUUUUGCUCUUGUAUUACAAACUAUCUGUAGGUUUUUAAUUUUCAUUAGAUCAGCGUCAUAGAAGUUGACGGUUAAAAAUAUUAUAAACGGGGUGAGUGGCCUUGUCUUGCAGCCAAAGCGCUAUGGAGAUGUGAAUGGAUUCAAUAGCCUGCACUGCCAUCAGUGCUAAGAAUACCUCACACACCCUGCAUGCGCUCCACUCCUCUGACAUGUGCUCCGCGGCAUAUUUGUCAUCACUCCUAUGAAUUGCUGGCUAAAUCUGAAUGGCUGCUGGAGGCUGGAAGAGGCGGAAACUGGAUAUAUUUUGUUACCAUAGUAAGCUCAGUUACUGUCAAGUGUUGGUUUGUAUUUUUGGUACUGUGACCUUGUUAAAAGCAUGCGGCUGCUGUACUGUACUUAAUGUAAGGCGUUAGAUUCCUAUCAGUCAUUUUGUGUCUAUCAGAAUAAGAAAAGCUCAUCUGGUUAUGUAAAAGUUACACAUUCAUAUUAAGUAUAAAGGAUUUUCAAACACACAAACUGGUUGUGUUGGUCCGUUAUAAUGACAGUCUGUGCAGACAAUGACUCAACAGAUGUCCUUACAGACCAGACCAGUGGAAAUCCAAGAUAACAGGAUGUGUUGGGGCAAGUGGUGCAGUUAUUUAAGGAUGACAUGGAUUUAUGUGCUGUUCCAAUGUACAUUUACUGAUUCAAUAGAUGAAAGAAACAACCUAAAAGGCAGUUUUAUAGUUUUGUUUCUCAGAAAAUAUUGUUUACAUAUAAACAUGACACAUUUGAAUGGAAAAUGACUCGUCAACAGACUGUUCAAAAUAAAAGCACUGUGAGAUAUGUUGAAAGAAAAAUGUGGGACAUUUUCGAAAUUAUCUGAUAUGUAAUUGCAAUUAAAAAAAUUGGAAUAAAUAGAGUUUCUUUAAAUAACUAUUUCUAAAAAUGUUUGAAAAACCUAAAAAAGGAUCCAUGCAAAUUGUCCCUGUUUUUGCUCAUUUUCCUAAAAAGAAUCUGUUGGAUUUGCAUAUUGUUUAGCCUUCAGGCCAGUAUGAAAUGAAAUAUAUGUUUAUGGGCCAUCAUAUGCUAUUGUAAAUCAGAAUUUGGGGCAUGAAAUAUGAAGAAAAAUAAUAAAUAAACAGCUACUUAAACACUGAA